Messenger RNA from Daucus carota subsp. sativus, 849 nucleotides. RefSeq names its product protein PELPK1. The transcript has 3 exons. Lineage: Eukaryota; Viridiplantae; Streptophyta; Magnoliopsida; Apiales; Apiaceae. The record is from RefSeq and is a predicted model, not a curated record. The coding region runs from base 1 to 849 and encodes 282 amino acids.
AUGGUUGGCGAAGUUCCUGGACCUGGAUUCUCUGCAUUUGGCAGAAGUGGAUUCUCCUCUUUUGGCGAGGUUCCUAGACCUGAAUACUCUUUGUUUGGCGAGGUUGGUGAGGUUCUUAGACCUGAAUUCUCUUCAUUUGGCAUGGUUGACGAGGUUUCCAAAUGUGAAUUAUCUCCAGCUGGCAAGGUACCUCGACCUGGAUUCUCUCCAUCUGGCAGAAUUCAAUUUUCUUUGUUUGGUGAGGUUGGUGAGGUUCCUAGACCUGAACUCUCUUUGUUUAGCGAGGUUGGUGAGGUUCCUAGACCUGAAUUCUCUUUGUUUGGCGAGGUUCUUACAACUGAAUUCUCUCAAUUUGGGGAGGUUGGCGAGGUACCUAGACCUGAAUUCUCUCUAUUUGGUGAAGUGGGCGACAUUCAUAGACCCGAGUUCUCUCCAUUUGGCGAGGUUGGCGAGGUUCCUAGACCUAAAUUUUCUUUAUUUGACUUACCUAAAUUCUCUCCAUUUGGUGAGGUUGGUGAGGAUCCUACACCUGAUAUCUCUUUAUUUGAUAGGCAUGAAUUCUCUGAACUCUCUUCUUUUGGCGAGGUUGGCGAUGUUCCUGAACCUAAAUUCUCUUCAUUUGACGAACCUGAAUUCUCCCCAUUUGAUGACGUUGCUAGACCUGAAUUCUCCCCAUUUGGCGAGGUUUGUGAGGUUCCCAGACCUAAAUUCUCUCCAAUUGACGAGGUUUGCGAGAUUCCCGGACCCGAAUUCUCUUCAUUUGCCGAGGUUAAUGUCCUAGAAUUCUCUCCAUUUGCUAGGAUGAUACGAACUCUAAACAGGAACUUACAGGUUAGAGUAAUUAUGUAA